AUGUCAUAUCCAGCGCCUAUUCAGCUAAGUCGCGAUGGCACAUCCGAAAAGGCGCGCAUUGUCAUCAACAGCGGCGGCGAGAAUGGUAACGUCGCGUUCGAGGGUGAGGCUUCUAGUGGUAUUGGCUUCACAUCCAACUUGGGAGAUCCGACAAGGUCAACCUCGGACGUAGGGGAGAGGAAGGUCAUGUUCGACAACAGUACCCUCACUCCACACGAUCAAUACGUCCUCGUCAUGCCAGAAAGUCCAUCUCAUGUCAUUAAGUGGGAGCUUAAUGACGGAGUCAAGCUCAGUAAGGCUCUUUGGGUGGCAGAAUGGGAUAGCGGAAGUUUGACAACAAUCUCGGAGGCUACCCCCAGCCAAGACGAUCGAGGGAUGGCAUCUGCGAGGCCCGGUGCCACAUCACCACCUGCAGCCCCCCUUGUCACCACCAAAGUAAAGCGUCAAGACUCUAUCACAAUGGGAUUCACCGACACUAGUCUUACCCUUCCCCUUGAUUCUAGUGUAUUAAAGUUUCUGUUCUCUAGUAUGUACAUUGAGCUUCAAUGGACAUUGGGAGAGGAAUCCGGCACGACGAAGACUGGGUUGUUUGCCAUCACAAACGGAACCUACCAGUCCCCAACGUACUAUGACGCAGUCGGCAAACUCGCAGAUCGACGUAAAAAGGACAAAGAGUCGGCUGAGGGAAUUGAAGAUCCGGCCAGCUCGACGUCAACAUCAUCAAUAUCCGCCACUCAGACAACAGCCACCCCCACAGGCUCUCUCAACCCGAAUGCAUCACAAUCAACCCUCCCUGGUAGUUCCGGCGGCAGCAGCAAUAGCAGUGGCGGCGGCAGCGGAGGUCUUGCGCCUGGUGCCAUCGCCGGCAUCGUCAUCGGGAGUGUUCUCGGUCUCGCCCUCAUUGCGUUCCUAAUAUGGUUCUUCCUCCGCCGCCGUCGAAGCCGCGCCGACCACGUCUCGGACGGCGCGUACGGCACCGGCCACAACCCCCACGAGUACCUCACCGAUAAGGAGACUCACGCCCGGGUGACCGAAUCCCCGCACUCCCCCUACACGGACGAUGGGCAGCACCAGCACUCCCAGCAUCAGCUUCACCAGCAUCAGUCGCAACCUCAGGAGCAGCAUCACCUGUCUCGGGAACUGCAUCAAGACGAUCAUAACGACACUUUUGAGACUUCCGCCACCGCAGCAGCAGCAGCAGCAGCACCUACCUCGGCUAUCAGCCCUACAGAACACCACCAGCCUCCUUUUGCACCAUACCGAGAGGAAAACAUGUCCACCGCCUCGCGGUCAGUCGAGGACAUGACCCGCAGCGGCGCUGGCGGUCCCCGCUCGUCGACACCGAACGUCAAUUCCAACGUCUCGCAUCUGAUUGAGGACGGCAUGACGGAGGACGAGAUUCGGAGGCUGGAGGAGGAGGAGAUGGCGUUAGACGCAGCCAUUGAGCAAGCCGGACCGCGGAGGAAGCCGUAA
Messenger RNA from Colletotrichum scovillei, 1473 nucleotides. RefSeq lists its product as uncharacterized. The transcript is spliced from 2 exons. The record is from RefSeq and is a predicted model, not a curated record. Lineage: Eukaryota; Fungi; Ascomycota; Sordariomycetes; Glomerellales; Glomerellaceae. Bases 1 to 1473 code for a protein of 490 amino acids.